GGGGCGACCGGACGCACAGUCUGGUGGCCAGAUUCUCCAGGAAGAGACAGUUUGAAGCAGUAAGAAAGGAGCCUUUCCAUUCGGGACACUGAGCGGCAGCUGGAGAUGGGGAAUGGAUUUUCAGACCAAACUUCCAUCCUGGCCACGCCCUCCUUCCAGCCCUUCCACAUCGUCAUCCUGGGCUUGGACUGUGCAGGCAAGACCACAGUCUUGUACCCACUGCAGUUCAAUGAAUUUGUAAACACUGUACCCACGAAAGAAUUUAACACGGAGAAAAUCAAGGUAACCUUGGGAAACUCCAAGACUGUCACUUUUCACUUUUGGGAUGUAGGUGGUCAGGAGAAAUUAAGGCCACUGUGGAAGUCCUACACCAGGUGCACAGAUGGCAUCGUGUUCGUGGUGGACUCCGUGGACGUGGAAAGGAUGGAGGAGGCGAAAACUGAACUUCAUAAAAUCACUAGGAUAUCCGAAAAUCAAGGGGUCCCUGUGCUUACAGUUGCUUACAGGAACUCACUGUCACUUUCGGAAAUUGAGAAGUUGUUAGCGAUGGGGGAACUGAGCUCAUCCACUCCGUGGUACCUGCAGCCCACGUGUGCCAUCAUAGGAGACGGAUUAAAGGAAGGACUUGAGAAACUGCACGAGAUGAUCCUCAAAAGGAGGAAGAUGUUGCGACAACAGAAGAAGAAAAGAUGACUAUGAGUACCUCUUGUAUGUAUAUGGAGCAGGCUUGCCCUGAUCUGAUUUGGACACAUGGACACAUGGAAGUGUCCACAGCCUGGUUUGCCGCCUGCCCUGGAUGUUACUUAAAGCUUUGUUUUGUUGAACAAUCAGAUGCCCAACUCCGUUGCCUUGUGGAAUAUGAAUAAAUGCAGUACUUCUUAGAGUGGUCUCUUGCUGCCUUCCCCCCAAAUGUUUUGGUACUACCAUUUUGGGAAGCCAAGCAAGGAUAGUAAACCGACCACAAAAUAGUUGUGGAAAUUGACCUGAAAUUAGUCAAAGAAAACUGAGAAGAAUGUCUACUUAGUGUUUUGUGCUAAUGUUCUUCUGGGAGAAGGCUUUGCAAGAAAUUGCAUUCAGGGCUAUGGAAAGAUGCAAAACAAAUGAAUGGAAAUGUUAACUAGGUUAAUAAAAUACAUGCUUGUAUCAAU
This is a messenger RNA of Ochotona princeps (American pika), 1148 nucleotides long. RefSeq names its product ADP-ribosylation factor-like protein 4A. Gene Ontology annotation, molecular function: GTP binding; GTPase activity. Gene Ontology annotation, cellular component: cytoplasm. Lineage: Eukaryota; Metazoa; Chordata; Mammalia; Lagomorpha; Ochotonidae. Gene Ontology annotation, biological process: intracellular protein transport; vesicle-mediated transport. The record is from RefSeq and is a predicted model, not a curated record.